UCCUAGAUGCUGAGCCCUUUAAGAAGGGGAAGGUAAACCAGAGCCCUGAGAUUUUAAGCUGGUUGUGCUGAGGCUGAGAAAGGGCUAUGGCAGUGCUUUCAAUUCUUCCUUCACCUAACACAGACACCUCUAGCUGGGCAGCAGGGAAAAGGAGCAGGAUGGAGGCCAGUGCAGGCUGAGCACAGACAGAUCUUGGAGGCUGCAGCAGCUAGGAAGGGUAGGGUUUUGGAAGGAGAUUUGUCUGUAGGGGCUGGGAGUGCGUGGUGCUCACCAUGUGCGAGAAGCUGUGUUUUCGUGGAGCUUGUAGCAUGAGGGCUGGCUCUGAGGCAGAGCAAAGGGCAGGGUAAAUGAGGAGAGCGGUGCCCUGGAGUGAUCAGCAUGAGCUGCACUCUGCUGCUUAAUGACCCCAUUUCCAGGGGAAACUUUGGAAGCCCUGAUAUUCAGGGAAGCAGGAUCUCCCGAAGGCAGAAGACUGGGGCAGCAGAACCGACCGUGUUUCUCUCUGCUUUCAGCUCAGCCUUCCCUGAUGAAGAUGAGACGCCAUAAACUCUUUCUGACUCUCUGCAUGGCUGGUCUCUGCCUCAUCUCCUUCUUGCACUUCCUCAAGGCCCUUUCCUAUGUCACCUUCCCCAGGGAGCUGGCUUCGCUUAGUCCCAACCUCGUCUCCAGCUUCUUCUGGAACAAUGCCCCCGUCACGCCCCAGGUCAGCCCUGAGCCGGGGGGUGCAGAGUUCCUCCGCACCCCCCUGUACUCCCACUCCCCCUUGCUCCAGCCCCUGUCCCCCAGCAGAGCCAGCGAAGAGCUGCACAAGCUGGAGUUCGUGCUGCCAGAAGACUCAACGGAGUACUUCGUCCGUACCAAAGCCGGCGGCGUUUGCUUCAAGCCAGGCACCAAGGUGCUGGAGAAGGCCCCGGCGGGAGGCCGGCAGGAGGAGCGGGCGGAGGGGGGGGGGGGGGGGGGGGGGGGGGGGGGGGGGGGGCGGCCGGCUCGGAAGCCGCUGAGCGCCGGCGGGGCCAAGCGGCGCAAGUGGGUGGAGUGCGUGUGCCUGCCGGGCUGGCACGGCCCCAGCUGCGGGGUGCCCACCGUGGUGCAGUACUCCAACCUGCCCACCAAGGACCGCCUGGUGCCGCGGGAGGUCCCCCGGCGCGUCAUCAACGCCAUCAACGUCAACCACGAGUUCGACCUGCUGGACGUCCGCUUCCACGAGCUGGGAGACGUGGUGGACGCUUUCGUGGUGUGCGAGUCCAACUUCACCGCCUACGGGGAGCCGCGGCCCCUCAAGUUCCGCGAGAUGCUGCUCAACGGCUCCUUCGACUACAUCCGCCACAAGGUGCUCUACGUUUUCCUGGACCACUUCCCCCCCGGCGGCCGCCAGGACGGCUGGAUCGCUGACGAUUACCUGCGCACCUUCCUCACCCGGGACGGCGUCUCCCGCCUCCGCAACCUGCGCCCGGACGACGUCUUCAUCAUCGAUGAUGCCGAUGAGAUCCCGGCCCGUGACGGCGUGCUCUUCCUCAAGCUCUACGAUGGCUGGACAGAGCCCUUCGCCUUCCACAUGCGCAAGUCGCUCUAUGGCUUCUUCUGGAAGCAGCCGGGCACCUUGGAGGUGGUCUCGGGCUGCACCAUGGGGAUGCUCCAGGCCGUCUACGCUACCGACGGGAUACGUUUGCGGCGCCGCGACUACUACACCAUGCCGGGGUUUCGGCAGUAUGAGAACAGCACAGGACACAUCCUGGUGCAGUGGUCGCUGGGCAGCCCCCUCCACUUUGCUGGCUGGCACUGCUCCUGGUGUUUCACCCCAGAGGGGAUCUACUUCAAACUGGUGUCAGCCCAGAACGGGGACUUCCCCCGCUGGGGUGACUACGAGGAUAAGCGAGACCUCAAUUACAUCCGGGAGCUGAUCCGGACUGGCGGCUGGUUUGAUGGUACUAUGCAGGAGUAUCCCCCUGCUGACCCCAAGGAGCAGAUGUACGCUCCCAAGUACCUGCUCAAGAACUACCAGCGGUUCCGCUACUUGCUGGAGAACCCCUACCGAAAGGUGGAGGGUGCUGGGUGAGAAGCCAAAGCAUCUUCCCUGCCGUACAUGCUUCUGUUGGGGCUGGGAUAA
Ficedula albicollis (Collared flycatcher) is the source of this 2107-nucleotide messenger RNA. It is a transcript of the gene MGAT3, whose product is annotated as mannosyl (beta-1,4-)-glycoprotein beta-1,4-N-acetylglucosaminyltransferase. Lineage: Eukaryota; Metazoa; Chordata; Aves; Passeriformes; Muscicapidae. The transcript has 4 exons. The record is from RefSeq and is a predicted model, not a curated record. Gene Ontology annotation, molecular function: beta-1,4-mannosylglycoprotein 4-beta-N-acetylglucosaminyltransferase activity. Gene Ontology annotation, biological process: protein N-linked glycosylation; N-acetylglucosamine metabolic process. Gene Ontology annotation, cellular component: membrane.